Messenger RNA from Olea europaea var. sylvestris, 489 nucleotides. RefSeq names its product transcription factor MYB119-like. Lineage: Eukaryota; Viridiplantae; Streptophyta; Magnoliopsida; Lamiales; Oleaceae. The transcript has a single exon. The record is from RefSeq and is a predicted model, not a curated record. Gene Ontology annotation, molecular function: RNA polymerase II cis-regulatory region sequence-specific DNA binding; DNA-binding transcription factor activity, RNA polymerase II-specific. Gene Ontology annotation, cellular component: nucleus. Gene Ontology annotation, biological process: regulation of DNA-templated transcription. Bases 1 to 489 code for a protein of 162 amino acids.
AUGGCACAACCAGUAAUUAUACCAUCGAAGAGCCAAGCUUCAUGGAAGGGCUUCAACAUUAAAAACAAACUUCGAGGUGAAAAUCUUUCAGUAAAUGUGAUGGUCGCACCGGUCAAUCCUGAUUGGAAGGAGAAGAGAGAUGGUAGUUCUUCUUCCCGAUAUCAGAUAAAAGGCCAGUGGACAGGCGAAGAAGACAGGAGACUGAUUAGCUUAGUACUUCAAUUUGGAUUGGGGAAAUGGGUUGUAAUAGCUAAAGAAAUGGUUGGUAGAGUGGGAAAACAGUGUCGCGAGCGAUGGAAUAAUCAUCCGCGUCCUCAUAUCAAGAAGGACGUUUCGACUGAAGAUGAAGAGAGAUGGUUAAUUCAAGCACAUGAAGGACAAGGAAAUCGAUGGGCGGAGAUAGCUAAGUACAUUCCUGGAAGAACUAAAUAUUCAAUAAAGAAUCACUGGAAUGCCACAAAAAGGAGGCAGAUAUCAAGGAGAAGAUAA